GCUAAAUCCAUUUUUUUCAUGCAAACUUUCUCAUCAACAUCUGUCACUCUUCUCCACGCGUCCAUUCUCCUCUUCCUUUAUAUUCACUCCCACCUCCUUCCCCUUUUUUCUCAUCCUCAAUUCAUUUUAUUUUUAUUAAAUAAAUUCAAAUUCGACCUUCUCCACCACCGUCCAUGGCUGAGCAACACUCCCGUACCCAGCAGCAGCAACAAAUGCAACAAAUUCACCCAACGGAGGCUAUCAAAAGCCUUCUUCCCCAAAAAGGUCCUUCUAAAUCUCAAAUCCUCGCCGUCGUCACUCUCUUCCCUGUCGGUGGAGCUCUCCUCUGCCUCGCCGGACUUACGCUCGUCGGAACUCUCAUCGGACUUGCCGUCGCCACACCUGUCUUCCUGAUUUUCAGUCCGGUUUUAGUCCCGGCGGCACUGACAAUCGCGCUGGCUGUCACCGGAUUUUUGACGUCCGGUGCGUUUGGGAUAACGGCGUUAUCGUCGUUAUCGUGGAUGAUUAAUUAUAUGAGGAGAAUGAGGGGAACAGGUGGAGAGCAGAUGGAGCAUGCGAAGAGGAGGGUGCAGGAAGCUGCAGGUCAUACGGGACAGAGAACAGGCCAGAAGGAGACUAGUAGAAUGCGUGAUUGAGAUUUGUUAAAAUCUGGAGUACUCUUUUUAAAGUUCUGUGUUUUGUUAAUCAUAAUUUAAUAUAUGUGUAUGUAUUUAUCUUUUAAGUGCUUAAUGUUGCAGCCUCUUGAUUUUCUAGUACUCUAAUAAAAUGCGUGAGCCUUUUUGUUUUUGGUA
Messenger RNA from Solanum lycopersicum (tomato), 791 nucleotides. RefSeq names its product oleosin H2. Gene Ontology annotation, biological process: response to freezing; lipid storage; seed oilbody biogenesis. NCBI's taxonomy places the organism in Eukaryota, Viridiplantae, Streptophyta, Magnoliopsida, Solanales, Solanaceae. The record is from RefSeq and is a predicted model, not a curated record. Gene Ontology annotation, cellular component: membrane; monolayer-surrounded lipid storage body.